AGGCGGAAACGCAAAUGGGGAGUGUCAGGAAAAUACUUGUAGGCUAUUGUUAAUGAAUGAUUUUUAUGAAAGUUGUUAUUGUUAGUGCCUUAGCGCUGGGACUGUAAAGCUUAAAAACUCCUGCUAUAGAUAGACAUUUCACGAUCUGUAGUAUGUACCGUUGUAAUAAAGCACCUGUCUGGUUAGACACGCCCCUUUUACGAAGUUUCACUUCGUCAAAGUAAGCGGAAAGACUUUGAAGUGGAAUUUCGCCGUUGUUCUUGUUGGCGAAAUACAUCUCCUCACGGACAGGUUUUCGUAAAGUAGUUUGUUGUGAUGCAGGGUGAGGGGUCAUGCCCUCAAUGCCUCACAGAAGAUGACAUGACAGAGGGGGAUCUGGGUGAUGGCAUGGGGGCCAGAUCCAGAGGACAUCAUGACCAUCUCCCACAAAUGAAGAACAGGGGGAGGUUUCUGGACUUCUUGUCCCAGUCACGGCCAAUCAAAGGGGGCAGCGAGAGAAGCAAUGGACCCUUUUCUUGGACAUCAUGCAGAGCUAUGUAUGCUGCUUUUAGGGAAGAACUGGAAGUUGAACGAGUUGCACAGCGGGAGAAAAGACAGUCGGAAAGCUCUUCUGAGGACACAAGUGAAGAGCUACAGAGAAGAUUACAGGAGGUCACAGAGGAAGUGGAGCUGUUACGCACCGAACUGGAGGUCACUCAUCGUCACCUGGAGGGGAAACAUGAGGCUCUUAGGAUCUUGCAAGGACAGGCAAUCUUGGACAAAGCAACUUGUCAUACUAAAAUAUUGCUUCAGAAGAGUGAAGAGAGGACCAAGGCCCUAGAAAAGGAGGUUAAUGCACUGCAGUGGGAGAUCACCUUCAACCAGGUGCAAUUCAAGAAUGUGGAAAACUCAUGGAGUUUAAAGUAUGAGAGGGUGUUGGCAGAAAAUGAAGCCCUAAAGAAAGCACUAGAGGAGAGAAUGAAAGAGCAUCAGGAGCAAAAGACAGAGAAUGCAUCUCUGAGCCAGAAAUGUCUGGAGCUCCUGUCCAUGCUUAGUGCUAAGGAAAGAAGGGACUUCCAGCGAACCCAGCCUUCUUGCAGCCUGAGAACAGACGGUUCUGCUCUGGAGUUGGCGGUGUAUGGGGCAUGUCAGUGUAACUCUAAUGGGGGUGAGCCAUGCUCUUGUGCUAGAAGUGCUGCUGCAAGUCGCAAACAGGUUCUCCAGCUCAAGCAAGAGCUGGAGCAGCAGCAGAAGAGGAAGGAGGAGGCUUACGUCAUGAUGGAUGCUUUCCGCAUCGCCUUUGAGCAGCAGCUUAGGAGAGUCGGUGAGAACGUGCUCCGACAGGCUGAGACCGACAGACACCAGCCGCAUUACCAAAGGCAUGAGAGAGGGAGGCAAGGGUCUCUCAGUGUAGGUGAAAGACUGAAAAAAUUUCUGCCCACAACAAGUGAAGAAAAGAUAACAGCUGAUUCAAAUGAAACACUGCAUAUGCUGCUUGAUCUGUUAAAUGACAAAGAGGAGGCCUUGGCACAUCAGAGGAAGGUGAGCUACAUGUUGGCACGAAACACUGAAGACUUGGAAAAACGUCUCCAGAUGCAGCUAGAGGAGCUGGAACUCUCACACAAAGACAGUAAAACAAAAACAGAGGCUUCUGAGGAGAGUGAAUUUAGCAGAGGAGGAGACUGUAGAUGCUCUGCAGACAGCCAUGGAUCACAACAACUCACUGUUCCUGACAGCCCUACAGCUGAUGAUGAGCAGCAGACCUCCAAAUCCACUGAAAUGAGAGACACUAAACCUGACAAUAAAGAUGUUUAAAAGAAUGAGAAAAGAA
Messenger RNA from Ctenopharyngodon idella (grass carp), 1810 nucleotides. RefSeq names its product coiled-coil domain containing 125 (gene ccdc125). NCBI's taxonomy places the organism in Eukaryota, Metazoa, Chordata, Actinopteri, Cypriniformes, Xenocyprididae. Gene Ontology annotation, biological process: negative regulation of cell motility; negative regulation of Rho protein signal transduction. The record is from RefSeq and is a predicted model, not a curated record. The coding region runs from base 316 to 1794 and encodes 492 amino acids. The transcript has 12 exons. Gene Ontology annotation, cellular component: cytoplasm.